Messenger RNA from Podarcis raffonei (Aeolian wall lizard), 2231 nucleotides. RefSeq names its product protein regulator of cytokinesis 1 (gene PRC1). The coding region runs from base 126 to 2006 and encodes 626 amino acids. Gene Ontology annotation, cellular component: spindle; mitotic spindle midzone; cytoplasm. Gene Ontology annotation, molecular function: microtubule binding. Gene Ontology annotation, biological process: mitotic spindle midzone assembly; microtubule cytoskeleton organization. The transcript has 14 exons. Lineage: Eukaryota; Metazoa; Chordata; Lepidosauria; Squamata; Lacertidae. The record is from RefSeq and is a predicted model, not a curated record.
CGCAACGGCUAGCGGAGUUGCGCGACGCGGAGCCGAAUAAGCAGCGGCUGUGGCAGCAGCAGCAGCGAGGGAGAGAACAAGAGGGAGAGAAGUGGGCUGGCUGGCCUUGGCGGAUACCCGCGGCCAUGAGGAAGAGCGAGGUUUUGGCCAGCGAGUCGGUGGCCUGCCUGAACCAGGCGCUGUUCCAGCUGCGCGACAUCUGGGAGGAAAUCGGCAUCCCCGAGGACCAGCGCCUGCAGCGCACCGAAGUGGUGAAGAAGCACGUCAAGGGCUUGCUUGACAUGAUGAUUGCGGAGGAGGAAAACCUCAAAGAGCGUCUCCUGAAGAGCAUUGCAGUGUGCCGCAAAGAAUUGGUGAUCCUCUGCAAGGAGCUACAACUGGCUCCUUUUGAGGAGGACGAGGAGACCACCAUCCUGCAGCUAGAGAAGGACCUGCGCACCCGUGUGGAAGUAAUGCUGAAGCAAAAGCGGGAGAGAAAGCAGGAGCUGAAGGUGCUGCAGGAGCGAGACCGGGAGAUGUGCGACCUGCUUUGCACAGCUCCCUAUGACAUUGACAGUGAGGCUGUGCCCAGCCUGGCGGAGCUGGACCACUUUCGGCGCCACUUGGCAGGACUAGUAAUUGAAAAGGAGCGCCGGCAGAAGGAGUUCCUCGACACCAAGAGGCAGAUCAUCCUGUGCAUGGAGGAGCUGGAGCACACCCCAGACACCAGCUUUGAGCGAGAUGUCGUGUGUGAGGAGGAGGAUGCCUUCUGUCUCUCGGAGGACAACAUUGCCGCCCUGAAGGAUCUCUUGCAGCAGCUCGAGAGCAGGAGAGCUCAGAAGGAAGCCUUGUGCCAAGAGCUGCGUUCCAGGAUUCGGGUGCUGUGGGAGCGGCUGCAGGUGCCUGCGGAGGAAAGGGAAGCCUUUGCCCCCUACAUGGUGGGAGCCAAAGCCGCCAUCAUGGAUGCUCUGAAACUGGAAGUGGAUCGCUUGCAAGAGCUGAAGUUUCAGAACAUCAGAAAUGUGGUGGAGGCCACCCGGGCUGAACUGGCAGACUACUGGGACAAGUGUUUUUAUGGGGAGGAGCAGAGGCGAGCCUUCUACCCCUACUAUGAAGAUGACUUCACUGAAGAGCUGCUGCAGCAGCAUGAAGAGGAAGUUUCCCGGUUAAAGCAGUGCUAUGAAAGGCAUCAAGAGCUGUUUGAAUCCAUCCACAAGUGGGAGAAGAACUGGCGCCUCUUCCAGGAGCUUGAGAGGAAGGCGACGGACCCCAGCCGCUUCACCAACCGAGGGGGUAACCUUCUGAAAGAGGAGAAGCUGCGAGCGAAACUUCAGAAGACUCUUCCAAAGCUGGAGGAGGAGCUAAAGGGGCGCGUGGAGCUCUGGGAGCAGGAGCAGGAGCAGGCCUUCCUGGUGAAUGGGCAGCGCUUCAUGGAGUAUGUGGCAGAGCAAUGGCAGCUCCACCACAUGGAGAAGGAGAAGGAAAAGCAGGAGCGACAACUCAAGAAGUCCCGCCAGAUUGAGGAGGAGAUGAUGUAUGGCAGCACCCCACGGACCCCCAACAAGAGACGGGGCUUGGGCUUCAUUACACCCAGCAAAGUGCGGAAGCUUAACACCACAGCUACCCCGAACAGCACCAUCCGCUCAGCAUUUGGGGGCUCUCUGUUCCACUCCCCAACACCCCACCCAGCACUCUCUGGAGGAAAAGGCUCCCGGAAGCUUGUUGUCAAAAGCUCUAACCUCCAGUGCUCCUCCCCGCUGCCUCCACAGCCUGUCCGGACUCCCAGCCGCAUGGCCCCCAAGUCCCCUCGCCCAGGACCCAUGGAACACAACAAGGAGAACGUUGCUCAGCUCAACAGAACAGUUCUGAGCGGUGGGUGCACCCCUGCAGCCCCUGCCCAGAGCACCUGCAGCAUUAACUCUGUUGCCAGCACCUAUUCAGAGUUUGCGCAAGAACUUUCAAAGGCUUCCAGAUCUGACUUCAAAUCCCGCAUCCUUAACUCCACGGUUUCCAAUGCUGAGAGCUGACGGGGAGCUUGUACACAGCGGCAAAGGAAGGUAGCCAAAGGAGCUGGCACCACUGGACUUCCCUCCUGGGGUUAGGCAAAGCCGUGUGCCUCCCUGCUUGGCCCUGUUGCCCGUGGCAAUGGAGGCAGGGCCACUUUUAACUAUUUGUUCCUUGUUUUUACCACACUGAUUUUUUUAAACAAUUUUUUUUGUAUAUUAAAAAGAAUAAAAUGUAAAUGUUGCAAA